Messenger RNA from Aspergillus alliaceus, 1341 nucleotides. Its product is annotated as putative FAD binding monooxygenase. Gene Ontology annotation, molecular function: FAD binding. Bases 1 to 1341 code for a protein of 446 amino acids. The transcript has 5 exons. Lineage: Eukaryota; Fungi; Ascomycota; Eurotiomycetes; Eurotiales; Aspergillaceae. The record is from RefSeq and is a predicted model, not a curated record.
AUGGAGGUCCCCCGUUUCAAAGUCAUCGUCGUCGGAGGAUCCAUCGCAGGGCUGACCUUAGCACAUUGUUUGUAUAAAGCAGGUAUUGACUGCAUUGUUCUCGAGAAACGACAUGAAAUAGCACCCCAGGAGGGCGCUUCCGUUGCCAUCUUACCGAAUGGCGGACGAAUCCUGGCGCAGCUAGGGUUGUACGACGCGGUAGCAGGGCUCAUUGAGCCACUAUAUCUAUCUCACGUUCGUUACCCCGACGGAUUCUACUUUACCAGUGAUUAUCCAACCACACUCCAGCAGCGGUUUGGGUUUGGGCUGGCCUUUGUUGAACGACAGCAGCUAUUGCAGAUUCUAUACUCCUUUUUUCCUCAAAAAGCUAGCAUACACACGAACAAGGCCGUCGUGCGUCUCACACAACUGGAGGGAGGCGCUGUAGCAGUCUACACACAGGAUGGGAGCUGUUAUGCGGGUGAUAUGGUGGUUGGCGCCGACGGAAUCCACAGCUGUGUGCGGACGGAAAUGUGGCGGUUGGCUGAUCUGCGACGGCCAGGAUUAGUCACUAAGCAGGAGAAGAGUGGGUUGACUGCCGAGUAUGCCUGUAUCUUCGGUAUCUCGUCUACGAUCCCGGGCCUGAAGGUUGGCCAUCAGAUCACCAGCGUGGAUAAGGGAAGAUCAAUUAUUGUCGUUCCUGCGAGACACGGGCGCCUUUUUUGGUUCGUGGUGCUCAAGCUCGACACAGCCUACCGAUAUGAUAGCGCACCACGUUUCUCUCCUCCAGAUGCGGCCAAGUUAUGUGAGCAACUGAAAGACUUGCUUAUUACAGAGAAUAUCGAUUUUGGGCGAUUAUGGCUAGCACGUGAGACCUACUCCGUAACCCUUUUGGAGGAAAAUGUGUUCCAGACGUGGCACUUUGGGCGCAUAGUCUGUAUCGGGGAUAAUAUGCAUAAGAUGACACCCAAUCUUGGCCAAGGCGCAAACUGUGCUAUUGAAGAUGCGGCUGCCUUAGCGAAUGAAUUGCAUCGAGCUCUAGGGUGUGCGAGCCUCGACCACCAGCUCUCCGAUAUGGAAAUAGACGGCCUCCUUGACCGAUUCAGCAAGAUGCAAUUUGCCCGAGUGAGAAGGAUUUUUCAAGCAUCACGGAUUGUUGUCCGCAUGCAUACUAGUGAUAAUCCAUUAUACCGACUGGUUUUGCGAUAUUACGUGCCGUAUGCUGGAAAGAAACCGAUGGAAUUGAUGUUGAAAUUGCUGGCGGACGCAACUGCUCUCUGUUUCAUCCCGCUGCCUCAACGCUGCGGCGCCGGGUGGCCUAAGUUGACAUACGGAGGAAUGCAGCAGAAGAAUUUCAAAUGA